AUGUACUUCUUGCUGAUGGUUUGUGUAAUAACGAAUUCCAUAUCAUUCGUUCUAUCCGUGUUGGCUAUUCGAAAAGAUGUUAUCAUUGAAUGUGAGACCGUUACCUGGCUAUCCCGUGACAAUCAUCCUAUAAAAGCAGUUCAUUUUCAACUAGUUGUGUUUAGUGGCUACAUGAAAGUUCUCAGUUCUUGGAACAGGAAUCUAGCACUUUUUCUUGGAAACACCAAAAAUCGAGCAAGACUGUGUUUUUUUGCUUUGUUGGUUAUCAUUUCUGCUAUUUUCACGAUUUGGUCUACAACAGAACUUCAUGACUUUGCUAUUUAUUAUUGCCACACAUUGAAUUGCCUCGAUUUGGUUGACCGUGGUCGUCAAGUAGUUCUGAAUCAUUUCUUUAUUACGAACAACAUCAUAAUCAUAACCAAUUCCGUUGUGGUUUUUUGUAGAAGGAAAAUAAUUCUGCUAAUGAAUACAGUAUUCUUUCAAAAUCUCAAUGCUAACAACUCCCAGGAAUCAACUCACUUAUUUAUACCGGAAACUGACCACACUCAGGACGAACCAAAUAUUUCCAUUGUAGUUUUCGAAUGUAUAGUGGCGGUGACUUCAAUUUUGAUUGCUUUUCUCAACGUGGAUCAUAUCUGGUUAAAAGAAAAUCUGUCUGACAACUGGAACGACAUUCUUCAGCUACUUGUUUUAAUUACAUGCGAUAUUUUGACAGUGGUGUAUCCAUUACGUGUGUUGUUGGAUGAUAAAAUGAGGAUUAUCGUUGUGGAGAAUUUGGAUAAUGCAAGGCUAAAAAAUGCCAUUAUUUGGUUGUUCCCUAGCAAAGAUUCAGAGCAGGACAAGAAACUAUUAGCUCAAAUACUGAUUGAGCGUUAUUUACCAUUAAAUAACCCUAUAUUUGUUUUUGACGAUUGA
Caenorhabditis remanei is the source of this 915-nucleotide messenger RNA. RefSeq lists its product as uncharacterized. NCBI's taxonomy places the organism in Eukaryota, Metazoa, Nematoda, Chromadorea, Rhabditida, Rhabditidae. The transcript has 5 exons. Bases 1 to 915 code for a protein of 304 amino acids. The record is from RefSeq and is a predicted model, not a curated record.